AUGUGCAAGCGCAAUGGCGCAGGGACUAAUGAAACACCGGGAACAAUUUUUGGCUACGAAAAUCUGAAAGGACAUCACGUGAUCAAGUAUGGCUCUCCAUUUAAGAAUAAAAGCUUGAAGACUGGGGUAGAGCCUAAAGUAGAAAAUGGCUUUCUUAAACUAGAUCCGCUUGUUGUUAGCAAAAGCUUCUUGAAUAUUUGCGCGCCGGAUCCAUCCGACAUAUGGAAUUAUGCGCAUCGGAUUUCCAACAUCUCACGCAAACAAGAUUUGAUCGACCUGCCGGAAUCCCUCACUAUAACACUUACAGACUUUGCGCUGGAUACACUGGAUCUGGGGCACUAUGAUCUGCAAGGAGACAGACUCGAUGCUUUGAGAAAUUCUCGCGAUAGCUUUUGGUUAUCGUUAGGCCAAAGUGACGAGGAGCGGGACAAAAAAUUCAACAUCCUUCUUGAGAAGAAGUCAUACUGGAGUAGCCAAAUUGGAAUCUGCAUCUCCGAAGCGCUGCAAGCUUUUUUACGGUUUUGA
Molecule: messenger RNA, 525 nt
Organism: Cylicocyclus nassatus
Lineage: Eukaryota; Metazoa; Nematoda; Chromadorea; Rhabditida; Strongylidae
Source: the annotation of a GenBank genome assembly